This is a messenger RNA of Tricharina praecox, 416 nucleotides long. RefSeq lists its product as uncharacterized. The transcript has a single exon. The record is from RefSeq and is a predicted model, not a curated record. The coding region runs from base 143 to 358 and encodes 71 amino acids. NCBI's taxonomy places the organism in Eukaryota, Fungi, Ascomycota, Pezizomycetes, Pezizales, Pyronemataceae.
CGCGGACCUGAGGUUGUACGAAUGCAAGGCGUUAGUUAAUGGUUGGAUACGCUUUGGUGAGGGGUUCUUUUCUCUUUUUCUUUCUGGGUUUGCUACCUACUGGUCUUGUUCACCUUUUCCUAUGUCGACCGAAUGAUUGUGGAUGUUAAGGGCGCUUUAUUCUUCUUCCUUUUUCCGUUUCUUUCGGGAUAUUGUAAAAUUGCUACGACCUUUUUCUUUUCUUUCGUCUUUUCUUUUCUGUUUUUUUACGAUAAUCUUGGUCUUGGUCUUUGUCUUUGUCUGCGCGUUGAUGACUAAUGAAUGUUUUCUUGUGGUUCGUUUUUUUUUCUUUCAUCUCUUGUUCUUCCUACCUACUUGAAGCUUAGUUCACUGUCUGUGGUUGGUCGGUGGACUGUGUAGUAAUUGAGAGGAUAACA